Messenger RNA from Yamadazyma tenuis ATCC 10573, 2802 nucleotides. RefSeq lists its product as uncharacterized. Gene Ontology annotation, molecular function: transmembrane transporter activity. NCBI's taxonomy places the organism in Eukaryota, Fungi, Ascomycota, Pichiomycetes, Serinales, Debaryomycetaceae. The record is from RefSeq and is a predicted model, not a curated record. Gene Ontology annotation, biological process: transmembrane transport.
AUGGUCUCGUUUCGACAACAAAUGAAAGGAUUCCCCGUGUACCAGAUCCUCGUGAUCUGCCUCAUGCGAUUCCUGGAACCACUCUCAUUCACGUCCUUAUUCCCCUACGUCUAUUUCAUGAUCCGAGACUUUGGCAUCGCUGCCGACGAAACUGACAUCUCCAAGUACGCCGGGUAUUUGUCAUCUUCAUUUGCCUUUACACAAUUCAUCUUCACCAUUCAAUGGGGCCGGCUCAGCGAUCGCAUUGGCCGCAAGUAUGUGCUUCUCAUCGGGCUUUUCGGUACGUCUCUUUCGAUGUUGACGUUUGGGUUUGCUCCCAAUUACUGGGUAGCGCUUCUGGCCAGAACCGUCAUGGGGGCUGUCAACGGUAACAUCGCGGUGUUGCGGACCGCCAUUGGCGAGUUGGUGACCGAGCGGAAGCACCAGGCGGUCGCGUUCUCCACGUUGCCGUUGCUCUGGAACCUUGGGUCGGUGGUGGGUCCGCUCAUCGGGGGUCUGAGCUUCUUUACACGGCCCAAACCCAACGGUGAGGCUGCUGCCAUGGCAGCGGUGGUGCUGGCGCUGGGAUUUGCCGAGUGGCACGACCAGUUUCUCGACCGCCACCCAUACGCGUUGUCCAACGUGGUGGUAGCGGUGUUUUUGUGGUUCGGAAUGGUGAUUGGGUUUCUCUUCUUUGAGGAAACUCAUCCACAGGUCAAGAAACAGCGGGAUGUGGGCUUGGACUUGGGUGAUGCCGUCUUGCGCUGGUGCGGGCUCACCCCCAAAGUACGGCCCUGGAAUAAACCCGAAAAAUCCCUGACCAUCGAAGUCGGAGUUGACUCCGAGGCUCUCGUGGGGUCCAGCGAAUCGAUUGGACUCUUGGAAGACAUUGACUCGGACGCCGACAUGGAUCCCGUCCAGGCACCGCCACAACAGCUCUACUCGGCCAUCGACGACGAGCUGGAAGAUGAUAUCUCCAUUGAGUCCGUCGCCAUGGUGGGCCCACUCUCCCGUCGUAUGUCCAAUGCCAUCGUCAAACGGUACUCGUCCAAGUCGACCAUCACCCCACAACUUCUGCGCACCUUCUCGCGGCUCUCAGGCAUUGCUGUCGAUAGCGACAACGACUAUGACGACGCUCCGCUCUCUGAAGCGUUGACGCCCCGGGUGGUGCUGCUUAUUCUCGCCAGCUUCCUCCUCGCGUUCCACUCCAUUGUCUAUGGGGAGUUCUUGCCGGUGUUCUUGGCUAGUUCCGUGCGUGUGGAUCGGUUGCAGUUCCCGUUCCGUAUCACCGGUGGAUUUGGCUUUGAUAGCGACUUUAUUGGAACCCUUUUCUCCACCACCGGCAUGUGUGGAGUGGUGGUGGUGAUAGUGGUGUUCCCGUGGUUGGACCGUACGUUUAAGUCUAUCCAUACGUAUCGGGCCACUCAACUCGUGUUCCCGGUGUUGUACUGCAUGUUGCCAUUGUACAUCUUUACCUUGCAUCAAUAUAACCCCAAAUUCGGACCUAACUUCACCAAAGUGGCCUUUUACUGCAACGCCGUGGCGUACCAGGCAAUUAAUGCCACUGCCUUCCCUCAGUUAGUACUCUUGGUGCAUAGAGCUUCACCGCCCCGUCACAGAGCCUUUAUCAAUGGUGCUGCUCUCAGCAUGAACUCACUUGCGCGGUUCAUCGCUCCGAUGACAUGGGGAAUUUUGAUGUCGUACCUCGACCGCAAGGAGCUCGGUGGGUUUACCUGGUGGAUCCUCGCCAUGAUGGCCGGGGUGGCCAUGAUCCAAUCGUUUUUUUUGAAGGAAUAUGAUGAAGACUUGAAGGACCCAAGUGAUUAGAGGUGGUCGUGCGCGGGUCCGCACUGACGCAUUUCUCCGCCAAUGAGAACUCCGCCAAACCCACCAGCGACUCUGACUCUGCCAAUAAUUCCGAUACUCUUUCUAGUGGUAGAAAUUCAUCCCACAAAGUCUUCUACACGGCUAUAGCACUUUAGGUAUAUUAUAUAUUAGAUUCCCAUAAUACAAAAACAAAAUUCCCAUAUUUUAUAAAACAAAACACAACGUAUUAGAUAAUUAGUAGCACUUUAAAAAAUUGAAUUGAAACCAAAAAAGAUUCUAAACACUGCUGUAAAUCAUUAGUUGCAAGUCUUGGAGCUGAGACAAAUUAAUCAUUAGAAAGGAGGUAUAACGGCCACGGGGCUUACAAGUUCACUUAAGGACACAAACAGACAGAAACUCAAUUGGAUAAAUGUUUUUUUGGUAAUAAAUUGACAAUCUUGCAACACACAAACAACAUUCAGGGUGAGAAUAAUUCAAUGAGUCGAACGCAGAUGGUUUUUGGUAGCGGAUUCCAGUUAUCGCAGGGGGCCAAUUUUGGGUAAUUAGCUCUUCCAACAACAGAAACUUUAAAAACACUCACUUAAGGCACACCAAAACCACACCACUUCACACUCAUUGCUCCAUCACCAACCCACACAAACAUCUUGUACGCUAGAAGAAGCCAACUUAAAAACCAAUAAUAAUUCAACAAAAAACACAGUCCAAUUCAAUUUCCACCCACUUGGGUAAACCUCUCGCAACCUUAACAAUAACUCAACUCACAGUACUCAAAUAACAAUGAUUAGAACAACAAUGUCUAAAUGCUUUCCCUGACUGGAAAACACUUAGAAUCUUUGGUUGGAUUUUUUGGCCUUCAAUUUGUUUACUGUGAUAGUACCAACAACAGCACAAAAGGCCAAGAAGACCAAGACGAAAACCAAGAUAACACCAGGAGGUAACAUAUUAUUAGCUUAGUUAAAAAGUGUUAGUUUUAAAAGAAAACUGAAAGGAAAAUUC